AUGACGUCAUAAGCUGAUUGCUACCCAAUUGCGCGCAACGCUGGGCAGAUGAGUGGCACCGCCGGCACCUCGUCGUCCUUCUUUUCCUUUGGUCCAAACGACAGCUUCAUUGCACGGAGCUUUGCAGGCCUGCAGUAUCGCAAACUCCCGCCUAGCCUCCGCGACCUGCUGGUCGGACGGACGGUAGCAGAGGUCCACUGGGCGGCCUUGGGCUCGGUGCCGGAGUCGUGGAUCCUCAGCUCAAAAGACUCGUCCGGGAGAAGCAGCAUUCGAUGGGGCUCGGCCAUCCCGUCGCGUCUCGAGACUAUCCUCACCAAGACAUGGCACUCGCCGCAUCUGCGUGCCGUGCUUGGCCCAGGCGACUCGUUCAUCGUGUGGCAUCCUGAACUCAUCCGCUGGGCAAACCUGCCCCCGAAUCUGGAAGACGCCCUGCAGUCCUGGCUGACGCCGUCGGGAUGGCGCGUUGGGCCGCCGCGCAUAAUCUCGUGGGGGCCCGAGGGCGCCUUUUUCGCCAUGAGUGAAUACGGCGAGGUGAGUUGCCAGUUUGGCGGCGACAAGGCGUGGGAAAUCUACAAAGAGACGGUCGACGAGUGGAAGGCGGAAAAGGGGUUUAAAUGGAGCAGCCUCGCCUUCAUUGCUCUCGACCCCACCAGCGCAGACCAGUUCAUCGCCGUGCGCAAAGACGGCACGUGGGCGGGCUCGAUUGACGAUAUCAACGAAGACGCGCUCGAGGCCUUUGCACUCAACUUCUUCGGCAAAGCAAAGUCGCAGAAGCACAGGCCCAGCCCAAGCACGUCCCAGCCGAACGGCCAGAUGCCAAACGGUAGCCCCUCGACUUCUGCCGAGGCCAAGCAGGACGCUGCGUUGCAGGCUCUGUAUGAAAAAUGGGCUACAGAGACAUCAGUCAUGUUUGCAGCUGCGGCGGCCGCCACCGCAGUCGGGAGGCCAAAAACACCUCGAAAGCUGCAGGUCCGGUCGCGCUCCAGCAGCACGGAUCCGUCGUCUACGCCUCCGCCCCUCAGCCGGAGGUCUUCUUGCACGCCCAAGCUCUUCACCAUGUUCCCGUAUCUGCCGGGCAGCGUGACGACGUGCUCGCUGACAACGUGCAAGAUGCUCAAGUCGGAGGAGAAUAGCAUACAUGCGUGUCAGCACGAUGUCGAGAAGCUGCUGCGCGCAAGUGGCCUGUACAGCUAUGAGUGGCUGCGCCAGGAACGCCUCCAGUGGCAUCCUGAUCGCUUUGGCAGACUGUGUGCUGAGGAGUGGAGAGAGACGGGAAAGAGACUCGCGGGCGAGAUGUUCAAGUUGAUGAGUGUGUUGAUGGAGGACGUUAGUCAUAAGAAUGAGAAUGGCCGUAGAGGCUCAUAACAUGGGUGUGUUUGAAAGCGUCUAAACAGAAUUGCAAUGAUCAGAGACUUGCAAAGGGGUACAUGCUUUUAGAAGCAUCACGAACAAGCAGAGACUCAGUAUCCGCCGUAGAGAAAAGAAAG
Molecule: messenger RNA, 1487 nt
Organism: Exserohilum turcica Et28A
Lineage: Eukaryota; Fungi; Ascomycota; Dothideomycetes; Pleosporales; Pleosporaceae
Exons: 2
Coding region: 49-1365 (438 amino acids)
Source: RefSeq, a predicted model, not a curated record